UUUCAAACAAGAAAUUAUGCAAAAGUGUGAAGAUCUAGAUCUUCAUCUUGCAUCGGCGAUUCUCCUGACAGCAAUUACGGGCGGAAAAGUCUGUCUCGCUUUCGAUAAACGCUAUCGGAUUUAUUUAUAUUCUUACCAUGAACAAAGUGAGCCUGAGCUUGCUUACCACGGUAAACGCUAUCGGAUUUAUUCAUAUUUUUGUUGUUGCGAGUGAACCUGAGCAUGAGCUGUCGGUGUCGAAAUUCCUGUUUCUGUUCUCAUGCAAAAAAGCCGGUUGCAUGCUUCAAAAAAUUCAAACUUAUUCGGAAAGAGCAGUCCGUCGUCGAGAUGAGAGGAGUCGUGUUCUGGAAGAUGUUUCGAUGACGUCGUGUGUCCUGAUUGAAAACGUCGCUCGGAGUCACGCCAUGCAUGUUCGACUAAGAAAGUAUCUUCUGAUGUUAUGAAGCUAUGCGAAAACGAAUUCUGUUUCUGCCGAGUAGUUCGUGCAAAAAGAAUUGGCCAGAAGUAGCACAAAAGCUUCAUCAAAAAAAAAAAAAACAAUGUCCGGCGUCGAAACCAUGCUGGCGGGUGGCCUCGGGCUGAAAGCCGUGGCCAUGAUGAAGCAGGCCUCCCUAACAAUGAAGCGUGCCGCACGGCAGGCCUUUGCGAUGGCGGCGGACGCAAAUUUAGCGGCGAUCAACGCACGGACGGCGGAAACAGAGCUGCAGCGGUACGUCCAGGGAGCGCCGGUGGUGAUGUCGCCGGCCUCCACCAUGGAUGGGCACAUCGACAAGAUUUCAUCUUUUGGGUCGGAGAUUCCGCUGGUUUUGGCCGGGACGGUAGGUUUGCACCAGUUGGUCGGGACGAGUGGUCGGGAAGGCGAAAGGAUCAGCGGAGGAGAUGACAGGACGGACAGACGACGAGACCGAUCAAAGAGGAUCAACUACGGCUCUGAGAAGAAGCGAAGGAGACCAGAUGAGUCCGAUGUUGAAAACAAGAAUUUUGCACGAAGACCGAAGGGUAGAUGUGAUGUCAAAUCGUUUCUUUGA
Molecule: messenger RNA, 1028 nt
Organism: Amoebophrya sp. A120
Lineage: Eukaryota; Dinophyceae; Syndiniales; Amoebophryaceae
Source: the annotation of a GenBank genome assembly